Molecule: messenger RNA, 4011 nt
Organism: Neoarthrinium moseri
Lineage: Eukaryota; Fungi; Ascomycota; Sordariomycetes; Amphisphaeriales; Apiosporaceae
Exons: 3
Coding region: 1-4011 (1336 amino acids)
Biological process (GO): transmembrane transport
Cellular component (GO): membrane
Molecular function (GO): ATP binding; ABC-type transporter activity; ATP hydrolysis activity
Source: RefSeq, a predicted model, not a curated record
AUGGCUCCCGAUCCCGAACUGUCGGAAAAGGCUCCGGAGGCCGCGCCCUCGAGAGCCUCGAGUCCCGAGACCUCGACGGACGCUACACCGGCCGGCGAGAAAAACGCGCCCAACUCGACGGCAUUGGCCAAGGCAGACUCCAAAGUGGUGCCAGCAGCCAAGGAGCAGGAUGACGACCCGUUCAGGAACCUGCCGGCCCACGAGGCCGACAUCCUCAGGAAACAGGUCGAUACUCCAAAUGUCAAGACCGGCGUGGCCAUCCUGUACCGAUAUGCGUCGAGAAACGACCUUCUCAUCAUGGCCGUCAGCGCUCUAUGCGCAAUCGCGGGAGGUGCCGCACUCCCGUUGAUGACGGUCAUCUUUGGUAAUCUACAAGGCACUUUCCAGUCAUACUUUAUGAAACAGACGGGCUACGACGCCUUCAUGGCCGAAAUGACGCAUCUUGUUUUGUACUUCGUUUACCUGGCCAUUGGCGAGUUCGUCACCAUCUACGUUGCAACUGUCGGUUUCAUCUAUACUGGCGAGCAUAUAAGCGCCAAGAUCCGAGAACACUAUCUUGAGAGCUGCAUGCGACAAAACAUUGGUUUCUUCGAUAAGCUGGGUGCCGGAGAGGUGACCACCCGCAUCACGGCCGACACCAACUUGAUUCAGGAUGGUAUCUCUGAGAAGGUUGGGUUAACACUCACGGCGGUCGCCACCUUCAUUUCAGCUUUUGUUAUUGGCUUUGUCAUGUAUUGGAAGCUGACGCUGAUCCUGAUAUCUACCGUCGUCGCCAUCGUGUUGGUCAUGGGCACUGCCUCGUCGUUCAUGAUCAAGUACAACAAGCACUCGAUCGAAGCUUACGCGCUAGGAGGCAGUGUUGCCGAGGAGGUCAUCUCUUCCAUCCGGAAUGCGGUUGCCUUCGGUACCCAGGACCGUCUGGCCAAGCAGUACGAUGCUCACCUUGCUCGUGCUGAGAAGUUUGGCUUCCGUGUCAAGGCCCUCAUUGGCUGCAUGGUUGCUGGCAUGAUGUUGAUCUUGUACCUGAACUAUGGUCUGUCAUUCUGGAUGGGAAGCACGUACCUUCUUGACGGAAGUGUUCCGCUCUCCAAGAUUCUUACCAUUAUGAUGUCUGUCAUGAUCGGUGCCUUCAACCUGGGUAACGUCGCACCCAAUGUGCAGGCUUUUGCUACAGCCAUUGCUGCCGCGGCCAAGAUUUACAAUACCAUUGACCGCGUGUCCCCUCUGGACCCGACCAACGAUGCUGGCGAGAAGCCGGAGCACGUGGAGGGCACCAUUCGUUUGGAAAACGUGAAGCACAUCUACCCUUCCCGACCCGAUGUGGUAGUUAUGAAGGACGUCUCGCUCGAGAUUCCAGCCGGCAAGACUACCGCGCUUGUCGGUGCAUCUGGAAGUGGAAAGAGUACAAUUGUCGGCCUCGUCGAGCGUUUCUAUGAUCCCGUUGGUGGCAAGGUCUACCUCGAUGGACGCGACAUCAGCACGCUGAACUUGAGGUGGCUUCGUCAACACAUUUCCUUGGUCAGCCAGGAACCGACACUCUUCGGCACCACCAUUUUUGGCAACAUUAAGUAUGGUCUGAUUGGUACUGCAUUCGAGAAUGAGAGCGAGGAGAAGCAGCGCGAGCUAGUCAUUGAGGCAGCAAAGAAAGCCAACGCUCACGACUUCAUUUCUGGCCUCCCUGAAGGUUACGAAACUCACGUUGGUGAACGCGGUUUUCUCCUUUCUGGUGGACAGAAGCAACGUAUUGCCAUUGCUCGAGCCAUUGUGUCUGAUCCCAAAAUUCUGUUGCUGGACGAAGCUACCAGUGCCCUCGAUACCAAAUCCGAAGGUGUUGUCCAAGCUGCUCUGGAGGUUGCUGCUGCCGGUCGCACAACCAUUACGAUUGCCCAUCGUCUAUCGACCAUCAAGGAUGCUCACAACAUUGUUGUCAUGACGCAGGGCUCGAUUGUAGAGCAGGGAACUCACGACGCCCUACUCGAGAAGCGCGGUGCUUACUACAACUUGGUUACUGCUCAAAAUAUCGCAGCUGUGAAUGAGCUUACCGUCGAGGAACAAGAGGCGAUCGACAGUGAAGAGGAGAAACUGAUCCGAAAGGCGAGCGCAAAGGAUGGUGGCCCAGCUUACAUCGAGGACCCAGACGACAACAUGCAGGCGAAGCUCAAGCGGUCAACAACUCAGGGAUCUGCCUCCAGCAAAGCGCUCCAAGGACGAAAGGCCGAGGAGGAAACCAAGUAUCCUCUGUGGACCCUUAUUAAACUGAUUGCCGCCUUCAACAAGAAAGAGUGGAAACUUAUGGUUUGGGGACUAUUCUGGUCUAUCAUCUGUGGUGGCGGAAACCCCACACAAGCGGUAUUCUUUGCCAAGCAAAUCAUGACCCUCAGUGUGCCCCUCGAUCCGGCGACCAACGGCCAAGUCAAGAAGGACAGUGACUUCUGGAGCUCUAUGUUCUUGAUGCUCGCUAUUGUUCAGUUUAUAUCAUAUGUCUUGCAAGGUGUGGCGUUCGCGAAAUGCUCCGAGAUAUUGAUUCAUCGUGUACGCGACCGUGCCUUCAGGACCAUGCUUCGACAGGACGUGGCCUUCUUCGACAAGGAUGAGAACACUGCAGGCGCCCUGACCUCGUUCCUCUCAACCGAAACCACACACGUUGCCGGUAUCAGUGGUGUUACUCUUGGAACUCUGCUCCUGGUCAGCACUACUCUUGUUUCCGCUUUGACUCUUGCAUUGGCUAUUGGCUGGAAACUGUCGCUUGUCUGUAUUUCGACCAUUCCCGUCCUGUUGGGCUGUGGUUUCUUCCGAUUCUACAUGCUUGCACAUUUCCAGCGCCGAUCCAAGAGGGCUUAUGAACAAUCUGCCACCUACGCCUCCGAGGCGAUCUCCGCCAUCCGUACCGUCGCCUCGCUCACCCGAGAGACGGACGUCCUGGUACAGUACCAGAAAGCUCUUGCUUCGCAACAGCGGGCCAGCUUGAUCUCCGUCCUCAGGUCGAGUCUGUUGUACGCUGCCUCGCAGUCCUUGCUGUUCUUGGCCUUUGCUCUCGGGUUCUGGUACGGAGGCAGCCUCAUUGCCAAGUACGAGUACGACAUGUUCCAGUUCUUCGUCUGUUUCUCUGCCAUCAUCUUUGGUGCGCAGUCCGCUGGUACUGUUUUCUCGUUCGCUCCCGAUAUGGGCAAGGCACACCAGGCUGCAGCCGAGUUGAAGACUCUCUUUGACCGCAAGCCCACUGUGGACACUUGGUCAGAGGACGGUGAGAGCUUGGAGGCUGUUGACGGUACCAUUGAGUUCCGUGACGUUCACUUCCGCUACCCAACUCGUCCCGAACAACCUGUGCUCCGCGGACUCAACCUUACUGUCCGGCCUGGCCAAUACGUGGCGCUGGUAGGAGCCUCCGGUUGUGGUAAGAGUACUACAAUUGCCCUCCUUGAGCGCUUCUACGACCCCCUGGUUGGCGGUGUCUACAUCGACGGCAAGGAGAUCAGCUCCCUCAACGUCAACCAGUAUCGAUCCUUCAUCGCCCUAGUCAGCCAGGAGCCCACCCUUUACCAAGGCACAAUCAGGGAUAACAUUCUCCUUGGCGCGCCACACGAGGUUACGGACGACGCUAUCGAGUUUGCCUGCAAGGAGGCCAACAUCUUCGACUUUAUCCUCUCACUCCCCGACGGCUUCAACACCAUCGUCGGUAGCAAGGGUGCUCUGUUGUCUGGUGGCCAGAAGCAACGUAUUGCCAUCGCGCGUGCGUUGAUCCGUGACCCCAAGAUCCUACUUCUCGACGAGGCUACGUCGGCUCUCGACUCGGAAUCGGAGCACGUCGUCCAGGCCGCGCUGGACAAGGCCGCCAAGGGCCGAACGACCAUCGCUGUCGCGCAUCGUCUGAGCACGAUCCAGCGCGCAGACAUCAUCUACGUCUUUGACCAGGGACGUAUUGUAGAGGAGGGCACGCAUCCCGAGUUGAUGCGCAAGAACGGCCGCUACGCAGAGCUGGUCAACCUCCAGAGCCUGGAGAAGAAUCGCUAA